AUGAAGAAACGGUUGAAGCAGAGUGUGGCCGAAUACCGGCUGAGAGAAUUAUGGCAGAAGUUUGGCAACGCUCUCUGCAUUUCCGCCCGAGACAAGCGGGAGGAGCAACCUGUUGCUGCCAGUGAAGAAGUGCCGCGCCGCGCCGCGCCGCGCUCUGCCAGCUACAGAAAGAGGGUUGGCCGAGGAGGGACCCAGGGUGGGGGAUAUUCAUCACGCGCCGCGUGGGGGACGUUGCGGAAGGGCUACAGCGGGGCGCGCGGGGGCCAGGGGGCGGGCGGCCGCGGCGGAGGAGGGGGAGUGCCGUGCCGGGGAGGAGGGGGUUCCCCGGCCGCCUGCUAG
This is a messenger RNA of Schistocerca cancellata (South American locust), 339 nucleotides long. Its product is annotated as probable H/ACA ribonucleoprotein complex subunit 1. The transcript is spliced from 2 exons. The record is from RefSeq and is a predicted model, not a curated record. The coding region runs from base 1 to 339 and encodes 112 amino acids. NCBI's taxonomy places the organism in Eukaryota, Metazoa, Arthropoda, Insecta, Orthoptera, Acrididae.